Paramecium primaurelia is the source of this 263-nucleotide messenger RNA. NCBI's taxonomy places the organism in Eukaryota, Ciliophora, Oligohymenophorea, Peniculida, Parameciidae. The record is from the annotation of a GenBank genome assembly.
UGAUGAAAAUACAUGAUGACAGAAGUUUAUAAGGAUCUAUCAGCUAUGAUGUACAUAAUUCUUAUUAUGUUCAUUUAGCGAUCAGCAUUCCCUGGAUUGAUUUAUAAGAUGUAAAAUCCUAAACUUGCUGCCCUAAUCUUCUAUUCAGGAAAAAUAGUCUUUACAGGGGCUAAAAAUGACAUUUAGAUUAGAGAUGCAUAUUGUUAAUUAUUCAAUAUUCUCAAAAAACACUAAUAAGAUAAAGGCAAUAAAUGAAAGAUAAG